CACCCCAAAAACACUAUUCCAAACAAAGGUACAACUCUCACUCCACAGAGUACAACUCUCUUAACCACAUCCCUUCAUCCACAAGCCAUACUUGCUCUGUAAGGCACUCUUCUUCCCCCAUUAGUGUCAUCUGCAAUGCACUGAAAUUGACUCAACAUAACCUCCAAUUCUCUCUCACACACUCACAUUUCUCUCCGUUUUAACCUAAUUUCAAGCUUCAAAGGUUUAAUUCAACCAAAAUUGUUCACAAUUUUGUUGAAUUUUGUUAUAUAUUGUUGAUUUGUUGCUUCUGUUAUCGUUCAAAUGCGUGUAUUGUAUCCAGUUUUUACAAAAAAAAACUUUAAUUCGAACGGUUGCUGACGUCAUCAUUUAGCAGCAUUCAUUGAAGUUCAAUUGUCAGAUCUGAAACUGUAAAUUUAUCGUUACACGAUGAACGGUUUGUUGUUUAUGUGUUGCGAUUAGAAAUUUGUGAGUUGUGUUGGUUGUGGCGAUGAAUCGGAGUUUCCGGCAGCCGGAGAAAGCGAUGACGGUGCCGGUGAAGCAACGGCAGCCGCAAUUGAACGGAAGUUUUCGGAAUUCGGCGUUACGAGAUAAGGAAGAGGAGCUAGGGUUGUUUUUGGAGAUGAAGAAACGAGAGAAAGAACGUUGUGAUCUUCUGAUGAAGAAUGUUGAAGCAGAAUUUGAUUCAUCACAUGGAUCCAGAACAGGAAAUGUUUCUAUAUAUAGUAUGCCUUCUGCCACAACUGUUAGAAAAACUGGUGCUGAUGAGUUUCUCAACUCUGAAAAUGAUAAGAAUGAUUAUGAAUGGCUUUUGACACCUCCUGGAACCCCUUUGUUUCCUUCACUGGAAAUGGAAUCACCGAAAACCGUCGCGAACCGGAAUGGAACUCAGAAGGCUCAGCCCGGUGCAUUAAGAUCUAGAGUAAUGUUAUCAAGUAGCGCUCAACCAGAGGCUACUGGUAGGAACGGUUUGUCGUCAAGACCACGAGCCGCAUCCCCUGCACCAAGUACUGGACCCCGUAGACCAUCUUCUUCUGGAGCCGCAGGGACAGGUUCAGGUUCAAGGCCUUCUACGCCAACCGGUAGGCCGGUUUCAGGUACUCAAGCUAGAACCAUAUCAAACGCGGUUACCAAAAACAACCGGACUUCAACUACAUCUGUUCGACCGAGAUCUUCGACACCCAUAUCACGUCCCGUUAAUUCUUCAUCUAAACCGACUCCUCCGGCUAGGUCCACUGCAAGAUCAUCGACCCCAACAAGCAGACCGUCUUUAUCAUUAUCAACAACCAAACGGACACCACAACGGCCAGCCGUAUCGUCUAAUGUUACAAAAACAUCUACUGUCACAAGUUCAGCUAGUUCUCCCAGUGCAAGACCGAGACCUUGGAAGCCACAAGAAAUGCCGGGCUAUACCCUCGACACACCGCCUAAUUUACGAACCUCACUUUCCGAUAGACCGAUUUCCUCCAUAAGGGGCCGGGCUGGUGCACCGAGUAGUCGGUCUUCAUCCAUCGAGCCUGUGCCCAAUGGAAGGGUACGAAGGCAGUCGUGUUCACCUUCAAGGGGUCGGCUUCCUACCGGUGUGACCCGUAAGAGUGGCAGCUCAGUACCGAUUCCUGCAUUGAACCGUGCGUACGCUAAAGCUAACGAUAACGUGAGCCCGGGGAUGUACGGGACAAAAAUGGUUGAACGGGUUGUUAAUAUGCGAAAGCUGGCCCCACCAAAGCAAGACGAUAAACAUGAAAAACACUCACCGCACAGUAAUUUAUCCGCGAAAUCAUCGUCUCCUGAUACCUUGGGUUUUGGAAGAUCACUCUCAAAGAAAUCACUAGAUAUGGCUAUGAGGCAUAUGGAUAUAAGGCGGACACUGCCGGGUAAUCUACGGCCACUGAUGACGAAAAUUCCGGCUUCGUCUAUGUACAGUGUGAGAUCUGGGCCGACACGAAACCGAAUGAUUAAUGGUACUGGUUCCCCUGUUGCAACUAGCAGCAAUGCAAGCUCUGAAAUGAGUAUCAACAACCAUCAAAUCGAUGAAGUUUUAGACGAUGAGAGUAACAGUGAAAAGGGUGUUCGUUCGCCUGCUAGCUUUAACGGCAGGUGACGGUUGUUAUCGUUAUGUGCAUAGUUUUUUUGUUUGAAUUACUUAUAUGUGUGUGUGCAUCUUCGUAAUUGAAUUAUACUUGCUUGUUUUGAUCCAAGUUAAGUGAGUUAUAAUUAUACCAAGUUCAUGAA
This is a messenger RNA of Helianthus annuus (common sunflower), 2232 nucleotides long. Its product is annotated as serine/arginine repetitive matrix protein 2-like. Gene Ontology annotation, cellular component: cortical microtubule. The record is from RefSeq and is a predicted model, not a curated record. NCBI's taxonomy places the organism in Eukaryota, Viridiplantae, Streptophyta, Magnoliopsida, Asterales, Asteraceae. The coding region runs from base 491 to 2101 and encodes 536 amino acids. Gene Ontology annotation, biological process: cortical microtubule organization. The transcript has 5 exons.